Dryobates pubescens (Downy woodpecker) is the source of this 2676-nucleotide messenger RNA. Its product is annotated as membrane primary amine oxidase. Gene Ontology annotation, cellular component: plasma membrane. The record is from RefSeq and is a predicted model, not a curated record. Bases 1 to 2289 code for a protein of 762 amino acids. NCBI's taxonomy places the organism in Eukaryota, Metazoa, Chordata, Aves, Piciformes, Picidae. Gene Ontology annotation, molecular function: copper ion binding; quinone binding; primary methylamine oxidase activity. Gene Ontology annotation, biological process: amine metabolic process. The transcript is spliced from 4 exons.
AUGAACGUGAAAACUGUGCUCAUCCUGCUGGUUCUGGCCUUGGCCACGAUCUUUGCUUUAGUCUGUGUGCUGCUGACCAGAGGGAAGGGCCCCAGCACCUGCCAGCACCAGCCCCCGGAGCAGGAGGACACCGAUGGUGGCCAGAGCCUGGUCUUUGCGGAUCUGAGCCCCGAGGAGAUGGUGCAAGUGGUGCAGUACCUGCAGGGAAACCUCGGGGUGCAGCUGGUUGAUGCCUCGAGGGCCAAGCCCUCCGACAACUGCAUUGCCUCCAUCGACGUGCAGGUCCCUGCCAAGGCAGAGGUGCUGCGGUUCCUGGAUGGGGGGGGGGCUCGCCCCCCCCGGGAGGCCCUGGCUGUGCUCUACUUUGGGAACCAGCCAGAGCCCAACGUCACCGAGUACGUGGUGGGCCCACUGCCCAUGCCAGCCUACCACCGGGAUGUGACGGUGCGGAGGUACGGGGGGCCGCUGCCGUACCACCGCAGACCUGUCACCGGCAGGGAGUACGCAGACAUCAACGCCCUCAUCCGGCAGGAGCUGAGGAAGGCUCCGCGCUUCCUUGCUGCUUGCUGUCAGUCUGAUGGCACCGACUUGGCCAUCCUCACUACGGCCCCGCGGGGCUUCCAGUCUGGUGACCGUGCCACCUGGUUUGUGCUCUUCCAGAACACGCCUGGCACUGGCUACUACCUGUCACCAGUGGGGCUGGAGGUGCUGGUGGAGCACAGGGACCUCCGUGUCUCCCACUGGCAGCUGCGCCAAGUCUUCUACAAUGGCCAGUACCUGGCCAGCACACAGGACCUGGAGGAUGCUUUUGUGACUGGCACGCUGGAGGUCAUCAGGCUGGAGAAGCCCCAGCCUGAAGCGGUGCUGGGCUCCAUGAGACCCCGGCAAGAACCAGCGUCGCCUGGUCCCCUGCACUACGAGCCUCGGGGUCCCCGCUACAGUGUGAAGCACAACCGCGUCACCUUCCAGGGCUGGAGCGUGACCUUCGGCAUGAACCCAAACUCCGGCCCACGCCUCUUUGACAUCAGGUACCGUGGGAAGAGGAUCAUCUAUGAGCUGAGUCUCCAGGAAGCCUUAGCCCUGUAUGGCUCCAACUGCCCCGGGGGCAUGUCAACCAGGUACCUUGACGGCAGCUUCGGCAUCGGCCGCUUCGCCUACGAGCUCGUCCGGGGCCUCGACUGUCCCUACACAGCCACCUACGUGGACCAACACUACCUGGUGGAGUCAGAGACCCCCAAAACCAACCAAAACUCCCUGUGCAUUUUUGAGCACGAUGCUGCCAUCCCCCUGCGGCGCCACUUCUCUGACUCGCAGUCGCUGUACUUCGGCGGGCUGCGGCGGGGCGUGCUGGUGAUCCGCACCAUCUCCACCCUCAUCAACUACGACUACAUCUGGGACUUCAUGUUCCACAGCAGCGGCGCUGUGGAGGUCCGGGUGCAUGCCACUGGCUACAUCAGCUCCUCCUUCCUGCACGGCCGAGGCACCGACUACGGAAACAGAGUCGGGCCCCACACACUGGGGACGAUGCACCUCCACCACAUCCACUACAAGGUGGACCUGGACGUGGAUGGGCAGCUGAACUCCCUGGAGACCCAGGAUAUGGAGUAUGAGCUUGUGCAGGAUCCCUGGAGCAAGCAGAGCACCCUGGAGCGGCCAUACCUCCGCAGGGCCAGGCUGCAGACGGAGGAGGAGGCGGCGUUUCCGCUCAACGCGCCCUUGCCUCGCUACCUCUGCUUUGCCAGCCCCAACCCCAACCGCUGGGGCCAUCCGCGCAGCUACCGCAUCCAGAUCACCAGCUCGGCCGGGGAGCACCUGCCCAUCAGCAGCCCCAUGGAGAGGGCCAUCAGCUGGGGCAGGUACCAGCUGGCUGUGACCCGGCGAAAGGAGGAGGAGCCCUCCAGCACCAGCAUCUACAACCAGAAUGACCCCUGGACACCCACUGUGGCCUUCGCUGACUUCGUCAACAAUGAGACCAUCACCAAUGAGGACUUGGUCGCCUGGAUCUCUGUGGGGUUUCUGCAUGUCCCCCAUGCUGAAGAUGUCCCCAACACAGUGACCGUGGGCAACAGCGUUGGCUUCCUCCUGAGGCCCUACAACUACUUCGAUGAAGACCCCUCGGUGGACUCACCCGAUGGGGUCUACUUCAGUGGCGAGCAGGACUCUGGGGUGUGUGGGACCAACCCCCUCUCCUGCUUGUCCAUCACUGCUGCCUGUGUCCCCCAGCUGCCCCCAUUCCACUACAGAGGCUUUCUGAACCUCACCCUGGCACCGCUGCCAGGUGGGCUCUGACCAGGCUGGGGCCACUGCUGCCCUGUCCCCACUGGUGCAGACAGUCUGCGUCCAGCCACUGGCUGCAUCCUGAGAGGGCCCUGCUCCUGCAGCAGGUCCUGCUCUGCCUACAGCUGGGGUGUCUGGUGCUCAGAGUCAGGUCUCUGACGGGGCUCAGCUCUCAUUUCAGCACCAUGAUACUACCAAGAAGGACUCAAAUCCUCUGGAAAACAGCCCCUAGGAAAGAGUUUUGGAAACUCCAUCCAGGAUGCCACCCAAACUGCUGUGGGGUGCCCAUGGCUGCUCUCCUGCUCUGGAACCAUGGCUCCUGCCACUUCCCCAAGGUAGGUUGGUGCACCCAGGGUCUUGGUGCUGCCACUGCCAAAGUCAAUGCCAAGGUUUUGCCAA